UCUUCUGACCCCACCAAACAGCAAGAAGAAAAUGGCCACAGGCAGGGCCCUGGUGUUAAGACUUUUCUUCAUGGCUGCCCUGAUGAGCCCCCAGAAGUCAUGGGCUAUCAAAGAGGAGCACAGGAUCAUCCAGGCGGAGUUCUAUCUUUCCCCAGACGACAAAGGAGAGUUUAUGUUUGACUUUGACGGUGAUGAGAUUUUCCACGUGGAUACUGGAAAGUCGGAGACCAUCUGGAGACUUAAAGAAUUCGGACAGUUUGCCAGUUUCGAAGCUCAGGGUGCAUUGGCCAACCUAGCUGUGGACAAAGCUAACCUGGAAAUCAUGAUAAAGCGUUCCAACCACACUCCAGCCACCAAUGUGUCCCCAGAGGUGACUGUGCUCACCAACAGUCCAGCGAGCCUGGGGGAGCCCAACAUCCUCAUCUGCUUCGUCGACAAGUUCUCCCCUCCGGUGGUCAAUGUCACCUGGCUUCGGAACGGACAGCCUGUCACCACAGGCGUGUCAGAAACCGUCUUCCUACCCAGGGAUGAUCACCUCUUCCGCAAGUUCUACUAUCUGACCUUCCUGCCCUCCACGGACGAUUACUAUGACUGCAGGGUGGAGCACUGGGGUUUGGAGGAGCCUCUGCUCAAGCACUGGGAAUUUGAAGAGCAAACCCUCCUCCCAGAAACUAAAGAGAACGUGGUGUGUGCUCUCGGACUGUUUUUGGGUCUUGUGGGCAUCAUUGCCGGGGUUGUCUUCAUCAUCAAGGGUAUGCAAAGACGGAAUGCUGCAGACCGCCGCCAAGGAGCCCUGUGAGACGGCUGGAGGCGAUGCCUUUAACAGAAGCAGAACGAGGAAACUUGCUGUGACAUCGGCUGAGCCCCUUUUCUCAGCUGUUCACCUCAGCGGAGACUCGCACCUUCUGCAGUCUCCGGCCUUAAACCUCGACAAUGGCUGCAGGUUCUCUGGUCUGAUGUGUAGCUGGGGUUCUCUGCCUCCUUCCUGUGUUUUCUAUCUUCCAUCCUUUGCAGUCACCACCUAAUUCCCUGACAAAUAUCAUGACGUUCUUCCUCUGCUGUGGAACUCUCAGAGCACUGCAUGGAAGUAUCUUCUGCUCUCUUACAGCUUGCUGUUUCUCCAAACUGUGUUUU
Molecule: messenger RNA, 1134 nt
Organism: Alexandromys fortis (reed vole)
Lineage: Eukaryota; Metazoa; Chordata; Mammalia; Rodentia; Cricetidae
Product: H-2 class II histocompatibility antigen, E-U alpha chain
Exons: 5
Coding region: 32-799 (255 amino acids)
Biological process (GO): immune response; antigen processing and presentation
Cellular component (GO): membrane; MHC class II protein complex
Source: RefSeq, a predicted model, not a curated record